Messenger RNA from Dendroctonus ponderosae (mountain pine beetle), 400 nucleotides. RefSeq names its product serine/threonine-protein phosphatase 2B catalytic subunit beta isoform-like. Bases 32 to 391 code for a protein of 119 amino acids. Lineage: Eukaryota; Metazoa; Arthropoda; Insecta; Coleoptera; Curculionidae. Gene Ontology annotation, molecular function: calmodulin-dependent protein phosphatase activity; calmodulin binding. The transcript is spliced from 2 exons. The record is from RefSeq and is a predicted model, not a curated record. Gene Ontology annotation, cellular component: calcineurin complex; cytoplasm. Gene Ontology annotation, biological process: calcineurin-mediated signaling.
ACGGGCAUUUUCACUUGCUUCUAGGUACAGGAUGUAUCGAAAGAGUCAAACCACCGGGUUUCCAUCGCUAAUUACGAUAUUCUCAGCGCCCAACUAUCUGGAUGUUUACAACAACAAGGCAGCUGUUCUCAAGUACGAGAACAACGUGAUGAAUAUUCGACAGUUCAACUUUUCGCAGCAUCCAUACUGGCUACCCAACUUCAUGGACGUUUUCACGUGGUCGUUGCCGUUUGUCGGCGAGAAGGUAACAGAAAUGCUCGUCAACGUGCUCAACAUCUGCUCGGAUGAUGAGCUGGUGUCCGAUGGAGAUGACGCACUUGAAGAAGGUGAGUCUCCCAUUCAUUUUCCUCUAGUUGUUUGCCUACAUUUGAACGUGCUGGAUGUCCAGUAAAGUGAUGUG